This is a messenger RNA of Racocetra fulgida, 247 nucleotides long. The record is from the annotation of a GenBank genome assembly. Lineage: Eukaryota; Fungi; Glomeromycota; Glomeromycetes; Diversisporales; Gigasporaceae.
AUGGAAGAUAUUAGUAAUUCCUUGAAAAGACAAUUAGAAUUUUUAUCUGAUCACAAAAGUCUUCGUGCAGCAGCAAGAAACAAGGCUAUCAAGAUUCUUGCAAACCUGCAAGAAACUCUCAAACGACAGGAGAUUUUGAAUUUUAUUGAAAAUCAAGAUCUAAAAUUUGCUAAAGUUACUUCUAGUUCAACAUCACAGACUACUGUUAAUAUUGAACAAGAAGAAAAUGAACACAAAGAAAACGAAG